This is a messenger RNA of Metarhizium album ARSEF 1941, 372 nucleotides long. RefSeq lists its product as uncharacterized. The record is from RefSeq and is a predicted model, not a curated record. The transcript has a single exon. NCBI's taxonomy places the organism in Eukaryota, Fungi, Ascomycota, Sordariomycetes, Hypocreales, Clavicipitaceae. Bases 1 to 372 code for a protein of 123 amino acids.
AUGAAAGCUACGCUCGUCGCCGCCCUGUCUCUGGCCGGAUCAACCCUCGCGGCUCCGCCUGCUCGCCGCAGCGAUGAGCCCAACGUUUCCCAGCUCGACCUCAGCUUGGUGAAAGGGGCCAAAAUGUGGGCCAACGACAAAAUUACAGACUGCGGCAAAAAAGAGCACGUCGAGCUCGAGAGCGAACGCGGCCGAUAUGCCGUGCUCCAAUUGAUCGACUCGAAAAGGCAUUAUACCGUGGACAACGACGACCAUGACCGCUGCCGCAACGAAGUCGAGGUACCACCGGGCUGCUUUCAUGGCGACGAACCCGCCGAAGGCUGCUUAAUUUCCGUCUUGAAAGCGUACGACACCUGCACUGAAGGCUCCUGA